Molecule: messenger RNA, 1818 nt
Organism: Phyllostomus discolor (pale spear-nosed bat)
Lineage: Eukaryota; Metazoa; Chordata; Mammalia; Chiroptera; Phyllostomidae
Product: cytochrome b5
Exons: 5
Coding region: 139-543 (134 amino acids)
Cellular component (GO): mitochondrial outer membrane; intracellular membrane-bounded organelle
Molecular function (GO): heme binding
Source: RefSeq, a predicted model, not a curated record
UCGCUGGGGCGGUUGUCCAGCCCCGGGCGCCCCAGCCGGGACUAGGGGAAUGCCCCGGCCCCGUCUCGUGGAGACGCCUGCUCUGCUCCUCCCGGCUCCACUGGUGUGCAUAGGGGCUGCAACUCUCUGCCUUCCGAAAUGGCCGAGGCGUCAGAUAAGGCCGUCACGUACUACACCUUGGAAGAGAUCCAGAAGCACAACCACAGCAAGAGCACCUGGCUUAUCCUGCACAACAAAGUGUACGAUUUGACUAAAUUUUUGGAGGAGCACCCCGGCGGGGAGGAAGUCCUGCGGGAACAGGCCGGGGGCGACGCUACCGAGAACUUCGAGGACGUCGGGCACUCUACGGAUGCCCGGGAGAUGUCCAAAACCUACAUCAUCGGGGAGCUGCACCCGGACGACAGGGCGAAGAUACAGAAGCCCGCGGAGACCCUCAUCACCACAAUGGACUCUAAUUACAGCUGGUGGACCAACUGGGCGAUCCCAGCCCUCUCGGCGCUGGCCGUGGGCCUGAUGUACCACUUCUACACGGCGGAGGACUGACCCCGUCCUCAGAGGCCCGCGGGCGGACAGACGGCUUUGGGCCGGGAAGAGCGAGGCCCGAGUUCACUGCCGCGACUGACGGAACCCUCACCUGAACGUGAUUUCACCGAGCCCGUCCCCCUCCUCCCCCACGAGACAUGGAACGAACCCGAAGGACCUGUUCUCCUCUCCCUGCUCUCGCACUCCCGCGGGUGCUGGUUAAUGCGUGAGCUCUGCUCCGCUGCCCCGCGGCCGCGUCACGUACUCACUGUCGGCGUGGGCGUGACCUCUUAGAAAUACACCUGGCUUUUCCAAUACAACACCACGUGUGCCUGUCGAUUGGGUGUGUAACUGCCUCUCGUGUGCAAAAUCCCUGGUUGCUUAGUGAGCCCUUAGUGUGCCAUUCAGGCCCCCGCGGCCUCCAUGGCGUGAGGAAGGAGGGGAAACCAGGUGGGCUCACUUGGUACCGUGCGUCUCCAAUGUAGUUUCUUUUCCAAGGAGAUUGAGAAAGGCCCUGGGAAUGAUAGCGUAAGGAUUUCCAAAACAUUGUUCUUCCUGAGAUAGGCGGUCGGAGGAGAAAGGGGCCCGUAGGACGUAGAAAAGAGACUGCGUCUCUCCUUUGGUUCAGAAGCACCAGCCACAGACAGACAGACAGACAGAUGUGUGAGCCGGGAGAGGACAUCCCGACGGCCUCUUCUCUCGGCUCAGAGGUCAUCAUCGUGGGGAAAUGUUCGGUCACACAGGUUCUCAAUUUUAAAAAUUGCUCAUUUGGAGGCAAAACCUGUGUGUGUGUUCUUAUAGGGAAAUGCCGGUGUCCUCACUUGUUAAAACGCUCGUUUGAAAGAGAUGGUGGGACAUUUGGAGUCUGAUUUCUGGAGACCCCAAGCCGUUGGUGGUGAACCGGGGGGGAUGGUGGCAAGGCUCGAAGGACUGGCCGCUCACCUCCGACUGCUUUCUCCGACCCGGGCCUCUUCCUCCGUGGGAGCCUGGGGCACGGCUCUGGAGUUGUCCGUGCUCCGUGGGUAGCUGUGACUGUGCAAGUGUCCAUGGGCACGCUGGCCGCCGCCAGGUGCCGGGGUUCUUCAGAAAUCACUGACGCAUUGGGAAGGGAUUGUUUUGUCAUCCCAGAGUAUAAAUUUUUGUAGCCGUUGCCAUGUAUCCCCCUCUGCCUUUUUUGUCACUGAAGGUUCGAGUUAGCGUGAACGUCGGGGGUGGGGACAGGCGCUGUGUCACAUGGGAAAGUGCCCCACAGGGGAAUCCUUGAUUCAGAUUUCAAUAAACACGUGCCUGGAACAA